Molecule: messenger RNA, 1548 nt
Organism: Rhodamnia argentea
Lineage: Eukaryota; Viridiplantae; Streptophyta; Magnoliopsida; Myrtales; Myrtaceae
Product: CBS domain-containing protein CBSX5-like
Exons: 2
Coding region: 78-1283 (401 amino acids)
Source: RefSeq, a predicted model, not a curated record
CCUAACCCCAAAACACCAGAUCGCCACAUCCGCCAUUACUCCCCAUUACCCCAAAAAAGCUCGAGCACAUCCUUUGCAUGGCCGUUGGAUUGCUGUCCCACACCGUGUCCGACCUCUGUCUCGGGAAGCCCGCGCUGAGGUCGCUCCCCGCCACUGCCACCCUCGGCGACGCCCUCUCCGCCCUCAGGAGCUCCGGCGAGACCUGCCUCAGCGUCUGGAGCUGCGACCACUCCUCGGGCGAUGCGGCCGCGCCCGAAGCCGAGCUCGGUUGCAGGUGCGUCGGGAAAGUUUGCAUGGUGGACGUGAUUUGCUACCUCUGCGAGGACGGCCGCCUCUCCUCGCCUUCCUCUGCUCUGAAGGCUCCUCUCACUGCGAUCCUGCCCAACAUUCCAGGUCUUGUCAUUCAUGUCGACCCUUCUUCCAGCUUGUUAGAAGCGAUUGAUCUCAUACUGCAAGGAGCACAAAAUCUAGUGGUGCCAAUCGUAACCAGAUUUGCCACCAAAACGAGACGGAAACAGCACCAGAAACCUUCGCCGACGCCGACUCUGCACCACGGCCGGGAGUUCUGCUGGCUCACGCAGGAAGACGUCGUCCGCUUCCUCCUCAACUCCAUCGGAGUCUUCUCUCCGCUCCCCGCCUUGUCGAUUGACGAUCUGGGCAUCGUCAGUGCCGACGUUCUGGUCGCGGACUACCAUUCCCCUGCCUCCUCCGCCGUCGGAGCGAUUGCCAGCUCCCUCGCCGACCAGACCUCCGUCGCCGUCGUCGACGGGAACGGAGUCCUGAUCGGCGAGAUAUCCCCUUUCGCGCUCGCCUCCUGCGACGAGACCGCCGCGGCCGCCGUCGCGACGCUCUCCUGCGGCGAUCUACUGGCGUACAUCGACUGCGGAGGCCCGCCGGAGGAGCUCGUGAGGACGGUGAAGGCGAGGCUGGAGGAGCGUGGUCUCCAAGCUACGGUCAACGAGCUCGCGAUUUCUUCAAGCAACUCAAACCCCUCGUCGCCGUCGUCGGACGAGGAUACCGUGACGUCUCCAACGAGCGUGCUGCUGCUGCGGAAGCUGGGGAGGUGCAACAGCCGCUCGUUCAGCUACUCGUCUCGGCUGGUGAGGAGGUCGGAGGCCAUCGUGUGCAACCGGAAGAGCUCGCUGGUGGCGGUGAUGGUUCAGGCGAUCGCGCACCGGGUGAACUACGUGUGGGUGAUCGAGGAGGACUGUAGCUUGAUCGGGAUCGUCACCUUCUACCACAUGCUUGAAGUGCUGAAGGAGCAUUUGGAGAAUUUGGCUUGAAGAAGCCUGUAGAAACAACAAAAAGGUUCCUUUUUUAUUAUUUUUUGUUCCUGUGCUUGAGCUUAUCUCUCAUUACUCACGGGAUGUCUGAGAGAGAUGUCAUAAGAUAUCUGGGAAGUGCAAGUGAGCUUUUUGACCUUUUCGUGGCUUUUUCAAUCAUUUGAGAGGAAGGGACAAAGAAAGUUAGGCCUUUGAUUUGUAUGAUUAUGGCUAAGUGUGUUUUGCUUUUCCUGUUGGGAUGGACCCAACUUCUGCUUUUCAUCAA